UUUUCUCUUUCUUUUUCUUUCUCUGUCAUUUAAACCCUUGCCUUUCAUUUACAUCAUGUCGAAUAAUGACUUUGGUAAUCCCUUGAAAAAGUUUAAGCUUGUCUUCCUUGGUGAACAAAGUGUUGGUAAAACUUCGCUUAUAACAAGAUUUAUGUAUGAUACUUUUGAUAAUACCUAUCAAGCGACAAUUGGUAUUGAUUUUCUAUCAAAGACAAUGUACCUGGAUGAUAGAACAAUACGCCUUCAACUAUGGGAUACUGCUGGACAGGAAAGAUUCCGUUCACUUAUUCCAAGUUAUAUAAGAGAUUCCUCAGUGUGUGUGGUUGUUUAUGAUAUAACAAACCGAAACUCCUUUUUGAACACAUCAAAAUGGAUCGACGAUGUUAGAGCAGAAAGAGGGACAGAUGUAAUCAUUGUAUUGGUCGGUAAUAAGACGGACUUGAAUGACAGAAGGCAGGUGACUGUGGAAGAAGGAGAAAAGAAGGCGAGGGAUUAUAAUAUCAUGUUUAUAGAAACAAGUGCAAAAGCGGGUUAUAAUGUAAAGGCACUAUUCCGCAAGAUUGGUCAUGCUUUACCCGGAAUGGAAAAUGAUGCUAGUGAUGAACAAAAAGAACAAUUAACCAAGGUUGAUUUGACAGACACAUCGACAAGGAAAGAAGAAGCAAGUAGUUGUGCUUGCUGAUAAUUAUUUACAUCAUCAAUUAUGGCUCUAAAAGAAUAAUAAGGCCCAUUAGAAAUAAAAGUAUAGAAUGGUAUAUAUGUAGUUUGGCCCUAUCUUAUAGAUUGUGUAUGUCUUUGUGUAUGUAUGCUAUCCAAGUGUCAUCAAAGAGUCUUUGAAACUACAAUCCUUGUUCAAUUUAACUAAUAAGCUCCGGAUUCAUCAAUAUUAUGCAAUAAAUGAAUAUAUAUAGCUUAAUUAGCUUGGGUAAACACAACCAAGUCGUAAACUUUAAUGUACGAGCAAGGUAUCUUUUAAUUGAAGAAAACAAAAAACAGGCAACUGUGGCAAAAGAGCUCAAGAAAACUAUAUAUGCGAAGUAAUCGACGCACAAAGAAUGUCAUUUAAUUAUCAUGCAGGGCCCUUUGGUUGUUC
Rhizopus microsporus ATCC 52813 is the source of this 1093-nucleotide messenger RNA. Its product is annotated as rab protein 6. The transcript is spliced from 9 exons. The record is from RefSeq and is a predicted model, not a curated record. Gene Ontology annotation, molecular function: GTPase activity; GTP binding. The coding region runs from base 56 to 682 and encodes 208 amino acids. Lineage: Eukaryota; Fungi; Mucoromycota; Mucoromycetes; Mucorales; Rhizopodaceae.